CAAUACCAGAUUAAACGAAAACAAAACAACGCCACAAAAAGAGAGUCGCUCACUCUGAGGAUCAUGUGACCGUCCUCGCCCAAUGGGCUUGAGCCCUGGCUCUUUUUUCCUCGAGGGGAACAGUUGAAGCCGCCGCUGGGGUUUGGAGAGACCGACCGUGGUCCAACCACUCGACCACAAACCAGAGCUGUGACCAGACAGGAGACGGCUACAAUCCAAUCACCGCCGGAGAGAGGUGAGAGGAGGGAGAGAGAAAGAGCUAGAAACAGAUAAAGAAAGACAGUGAAAGAGAGAGAAGAGUAAAGGAGGAUAAGUGAGAAAGAGAGGAGGGAGAGUAAGGAGUGUGUGUGAAAGAGAGAGAGAGAGAGAGAGAGAGAGAGAGAGGAGAGAGGAGAGAGGAGAGAGAGAGAGAGAGAGAGAGAGAGGAGAGAGAGGAGAGAGAGAGAGAGAGAGAGAGAUUGGCUAGGUUGGAUUACAGCGUGUGACUCAGCCAGAGGUUAGUGAUCCUCUGAAACCACAAGGAGAGACUACCUCACCACCUCUCAUCCCAGGAUCAGGCCACCUCUGGAGGGAAUCAGUUUUGAAAUCCCCCCCCCCCACACACACAUCCAAAUCAAGAAGAAGAGGAAGGAGGAACGGACGAGAACAUCGGAGAACUGGACAUAGCAGAGGACCGUGUGUUCCAGAAGUGCGGUAGCGUUGCUAGGACGUUUACCGGGGGCGUUGCCAUGGCAUCAAACAGCAUCUUUGAAUCCAUGUCAUCCUACCAGCCAUGCUUCAUCAGGGACCCAGCACCUGGUCGGCGCUUCUCCCCCCCUUCCACCACCCUGUUGUCAGGUAAGAUGAGUGAGGGUCUGCCCCUGGGUGCCCAGGAGAGCAGUAGCGCUGCCCUGGUGGGAAAGCUGCGUAUUGCAGACCGAGGCAUGGUGGAGGUGCUGUCAGAACACCCUGGAGAACUGGUGAGGACAGACAGCCCCAACUUCAUCUGUUCUGUCCUACCCACACACUGGAGGUGCAACAAGACGCUGCCUAUCGCAUUCAAGGUGGUUGCCCUUGGUGAUAUCCCUGACGGUACCUUGGUCACGGUGAUGGCGGGGAACGAUGAGAACUACUCAGCAGAGCUCCGCAAUGCCACGGCCGCCCUCAAGAACCAGGUGGCUCGCUUCAACGACCUGCGCUUCGUAGGCCGCAGCGGACGAGGGAAGAGUUUCACUCUGACCAUCACGGUGUUCACCAACCCUCCCCAGGUGGCCACCUACCAGAGAGCUAUCAAGAUCACCGUGGACGGGCCCAGAGAACCACGCCGCCACAGACAGAAGUUGGAGGAUGUGAAGACGGGAGCAUUGGCCUUCUCCGAGCGUCUCAGUGAGCUGGAGCAGCUAAGGCGGAGCUCCAUGAGGGUCACGCCCCCUCACCAUCAUCACCACCACGCCCCCACUCCCAAUCCCCGGCCCGCCCUGAACCCGGCCCAGUUCAGCAACCCCACACACCACACACAGAUACCAGACUCUAGGCAGAUGCAGACAUCUCCGUCGUGGUCCUAUGAGCAGUCCUACCCCUACCUGGGUCAGAUAACCACGCCCACCGUCCACUCAACCACGCCCAUCUCACCCAGCCGCUCCUCCCUCAGUGACCUGUCCAGCCGCCUCUCAGGCCCUGACCUCACAGCCUUCAGCGACCCCCGUAUGUCCCUGGAUCGCCCGUUCUCCUCCCUGACCUCGCUCCCUGACAGCCGCUACCCUGACCCGCGCAUGCACUACCCUACUGGGGCCUUCACAUACACCCCUACCCCUGUAUCCAAUGGCGCCAUCGGACUGACCAUGGCAACCACUCCUGCUGGGCGUUACCACACCUACCUCCCCCCGCCCUACCCCACAAACGCCCCCCAGGGCCAAGGUGGACCGUUCCAGGCCGGUUCCUCUCCCUACCACCUGUAUUAUAGCACGGCCGCUGGGUCCUACCAAUUCUCCAUGAUGGCGGGGGGAGGCGGGGAGCGGUCUCCUCCGAGGAUAUUCCCUCCCUGCACCAACGCAUCCAUAGGCUCCUCCCUCCUGCACCCGUCUCUGCCAAAUCAGAGCGAAGGGGUGGGGGUGGAAGCGGAGGGAAGUCACAGUAGCUCCCCUACCAAUAUGGUACCCGAGGCCGUAUGGCGGCCAUACUGAGCACAGCAGCGGGGUUGAUAAAUGAUUGACGGACUUGCUGGCUAAUUGGAGUGGAGAAGGGGCUUUCACGGAGCGUUCCUAUUGGAUCAUUAGAAUGAUCAAGGAACAAAUUGAGGAAGGAACAGAAACAGGGUGCCAUUUUACACCGAGGAGCAUGCAGCAGCACUGAACUGAAAAUAAUUCAGCUUUGUUUUAUAAAAGGAUUGUUUGCCAUGGUUAUGAUUGUUGUUGGUAUUAUGAAUUACUCGUGGCCAAAAAUACAAUGGGUGAUUUUUAUGUGCCACAGGCACUCCCCUCCUAUCCCACCUUUCCUUGUACCUCCUCCCCCUCUCCUCCCUUAUCCCCCUCUCCCCUCGCUCAAAAUGGAGAGAGUGCUGUUAAUGUAAAUUAUGGUCAGCCAAGAUCUGUGUCUGUUCUGUCAUGUUUGUAUUGGUUUAUGGCCGUGAUAUUGUCUGCACUGAUCUACAAUCAGCACUGUUAGUCGAUUCACAAUGGUUAAGGGUAGGAAUUUACAGGGAAUGCUGUACCCAGUUCAGUGCUUAUGGACAUUGUACUGUCACACCAAACUGUAACAGGUCGUUUGCUUUAUGAUUCCUUAAUUUAUUCUCUUACAAUACCUUUUUGGUUGUACGGUGUGUGUGUGUGUGUGUGUGUGUGUGUGUGUGUGUGUGUGUGUGUGUGUGUGUGUGUGUGUGUGUGUG
Messenger RNA from Oncorhynchus kisutch (coho salmon), 2863 nucleotides. Its product is annotated as runt-related transcription factor 1. The record is from RefSeq and is a predicted model, not a curated record. Bases 729 to 2162 code for a protein of 477 amino acids. Gene Ontology annotation, biological process: hemopoiesis; ossification; regulation of cell differentiation. Gene Ontology annotation, cellular component: nucleus. Gene Ontology annotation, molecular function: ATP binding; RNA polymerase II cis-regulatory region sequence-specific DNA binding; DNA-binding transcription factor activity, RNA polymerase II-specific. NCBI's taxonomy places the organism in Eukaryota, Metazoa, Chordata, Actinopteri, Salmoniformes, Salmonidae. The transcript has 8 exons.